This is a messenger RNA of Culex quinquefasciatus (southern house mosquito), 7858 nucleotides long. RefSeq names its product protein encore (gene enc). Lineage: Eukaryota; Metazoa; Arthropoda; Insecta; Diptera; Culicidae. Gene Ontology annotation, molecular function: nucleic acid binding. The record is from RefSeq and is a predicted model, not a curated record.
CUGCUGCUGAGGUUCGACGUCCCGCUUGCACUUGUGCCUUUUCUAGAGCAACUCUCAGGUGCGUGCCAUCCCGUUCCACCCAGAGAGUGCUCAGUUGCAAGAUGGCGACAACAACUGACACAGUGCUCGGAGGUUUCGCUGUGUGAUCAAAGUGUGUGCAACAACAGAAGAGAGUGACAUUCUGCCCCAGGUCGGGUGAAAAGUGUUGUUCUGGAGUUGCCCAAGUUUGCCCAAGUUCAAAGUGUCAAGUGACAGGUCGUUCGUGGGGUAAAAAAUGACCCGAAGAACCCUGAAGUGAAGUGGUUCCCGAUUUUUUCGCUCACCCUCCCCGAAAUCAAAUGGAUUGUGUCAGUGUGUGUUGUACUUAAGGACUUGGAUGACGAUAUUUUCCUUUCAUUAACCAAUAAGAACAAUACAAGUGCUACUACUGCUACAACUACUACUUCCGCUAGCAAAGCCAAACAAAAGAGCAAAAGCAAAAAAGCCAAACGCUCGCAGCAGACCAUGAGUACAGGUCCCGCCGUCGCACAAGUCGCUGCUGCUGUCAACAACAACAACAACAGUCUCGUCGGCACCAGCACCACCACACCCUCCUCAACCUGCACAAACGUCUCAAGCACCUCGGCACAAUCGGUCACAGCCGGCCAGCAGCUGCCAUCGCCCCCAGGAGGGCCUCGCCAGCGUCGACGGCAGUGUUGCCAAACUCUAGCCAGAACCAAAACAACAACAACAGCACAAUGGCGUCGAGUGUCGCGACAGCAGUGUUGCCAGCAGCCGGCAGCAUCGUAACCGCAAGUAGUACAAAUCCUGCAGCAGCACUUCAGAAGGAACCAUCCACGGAAUCGGUGACGGAUUCGCUCAGCCGGCAGAGCAGCCUCGGCGGCAGGCAACGGACCCUCGGUGGCAAAGGCAAGCAUUUAACCCGAAGUCACGCCAUGCGUGAGUCAACGUCCCCUCCCCGGACGCCCACACCCCGAUCGCCAGCAGCCAGCGAUCAGCAGCACAACAACGCCGAACCCGGGCUGAUCUCGUCAUCGUCGCCGCCCAGCAACAGCAAUAACAACUCGCCAGGAUCGCCCGCAGAAGCUCGACUGUUCAACAGCAGCAACAACAACAACAACAACAAUGAGUACGGCGAAGAUCAUCGCGGUGGCAAAAGCCAGCUGGACGUAGACUUUCCCAAGCUGACCCCGCCCAAGUCGUCGUUUGGUCAGACCAACGGAGGAGGAGGCGUGAAGAAUGGCAGCAAUGGCAGGUCCGUGAAGGGAGAUUGUGAGAAGACUGGUGCAAAGAACGGUAGUUCCGAACUGGUCAUGAGCGAAGCGAAGCAGCCGGAAGCACCGCCCGGGUUGACUGUGUCCGUUGUGCACGGCCAGAACAAUACCAUGACUGGUUCCGGUGCCACUACCGGGACCUCCUCCACCACCACCACCAUCAUGAACACGUCGUCAUCGUCGCCAGUAUCAUCUAAUAAUAACUAUUGUGAUAACGAGAAUCGUAAUCUACGUGAGGUUAAUUUUAGUGCUAAUAAUAAUGAUUCUAACAAUCAGAUUAAUAUACAGUUUUCACAUGAGGAAAAUCGAUAUAUACAAUGUGAAAGUCCUACUGAUAGCCUUAUAAGAAAUAACAGUAGCUCUAAUAGUAAUCUUAACAGCAGCACACAUACCAAUAAGAAGCACCGUGCGAACGGAAGUGGUGGUGGAGGUGGCGGCGGUCCAGGUGAACGCGGCGGAGGAGGAAACCCAACGGCCGGUGGCAAGGGCAACAAACCUCGGCUCAAACAUAUGAGCGGUGGAUCGUCGUCCAGCGUUGACGGUGGCGGAGGAUCGCUCGGAGGCGGUGGCGGCGGCGGUUCCACCAGCUACCUCUCCCGGGACAACUCGUGCGACCAGUUCACCGACCAGAGCGGCGUCAACCUGAUUCAGUUCUUCAAGGAAACGCUCAACAAAAACUUCAAAGACCGCAACAUGCUGAUGAAGAUCGAGAAGGAACUGCUCGCACUGGCCAUGGACCGGAGCCGCAGCCAGAUCAAGUUCCCGCCGAUGUCUUCCUACAACCGGAUGCUGAUCCACCGCGUGGCGGCCUACUUUGGGAUGGAGCACAACGUGGACGCGACCCAGCAGAGCGUCAUCGCCGAGGUGACGUCCGCCACGCGGAUACCGGAGAUUCGCUUCAAGACGCUGAUCAACGAGAGCUUCUCGGAGGAACCGCGCAAGUCCAUCCUGAAGCGGGACACGCACAGCUUCGACGAGUACCGGUACGGGCUGCUGCACUGUCCGGACCAGCGCGGCGUGCUCGACCGGAAGGCGAAAAGCUUCGAGGAGCGCGAGGAGGAGUACGAAAAGUCCAAGCGGCGGAUCUUUAAGCAUCGGGAUGACGGAGGCUCGGAGGAGCAAUGGCAGUGGCUGUCCGCGGACCACGCAGAACCGAUGAACGGUCGGCCCAAGCUGCAGAACAAUCGACUGCUGAAGGUGCAAUCGGUGUCAAUCGAGGGCCGCUCGGACGAGCGACCGUGCGUGUCCAAGUCGCACAGCUUCGGCGGCUACGGAGGUUCCGCCCAGAACGCACCGCUGCUUCGCGGUGACUCAAUCACGUCCACCAAGAGCGCCAGUGCGCGACUCUUCACCAAGCAGGACUCCAACGCCAGCACCAACACUCCGUGGCGGUUGUCCCCGUCGAGCAGCGGCUACAAGACGCAAUCGAUCCGCUCGGACUCGGUGACGCCCUCGCCAACUGGGUACGGCAGCGGUGACCACACGCCCGAGCCGUGCAUCCAGUCGCCAUCGGCCACCUGUGGCGUCGUGUGGGCCGUCACGGACAUGGCCAGCGUACCGAAGGGCAGUGUGUUGAUCGAUCCGCAGACGCUGCAACCGAUCGUCAACCAGGACGGUUCAAUCUACCACUUUGAUCCGUCGAACCUGCCGUCAACGACAAACCUCCCGGGCACAACGAUCUCCCGAGUGCAGAAGAAAAAGUUCGAGAAGCAAAAGUCCUUCAGCAAUCGGAACGCCUCCCUCAAUAGCAGCAGCUCGCUGGAGAGCUCGAUCGAUCUGCCGCUCGGCGGUGGUAAGAAUGACUGCGGUCAACAGACCAACAACCCCUCGACGACCACGACGACGACCAUCGCGGAGGAGAUCGGCAGCGAGUACUGCUACGACACCGGAGGCAGCACGGCGACAACGGUUAAGAUUUGCACCAAAGAUAGUCACGACAGCGUUGACGAAAGUUCUAGUCUCUGCGAGGAACUCUCCCAGACCACCAAUGAAUUGAGCACAUUGAAGCUUCAGAAGCAUCAAGCCACUAGUCCUAUGCUGCAGGCCAGCGAAUUGCAGCCACUGGAGCUGAACGAGAUUCAACUCAACGACGACCACGGCUCUCUGGCCGUAACCCCUGUGAUCAACGACGCCGAAUCGGGCCAGGCCCUGAUGAUGGCGGUGGUGCCCGUAAACGACAGCAAGCUGCUACCAGAAGACGAGGGCGCCAACGAAGGCGAAGGCAGCGACACCUCGUCCCAGGCGACGGACAAAAAAGACGACGCCUUGAGCCACCACCACCACCAGAACCAGCAGCAUCACCACGCCAAGAUGAACAACAGCGUGGUGCACCAGCACCAGCACCAAACCCAAGCAGUUCCUCUAGUCAGCUACUCCAACUCGGCCACGCCCAACAGCGGCUGCUACACGAUCAACUACGAAAACGGCACGCCGGGUUCAACCACCGUGUACGCCACCGCGACCGGCGCUCCCGGAAUGUCCACCACAUAUCAGACGGCGCCGGACGGCACCAUCUACGCUGUACCUUCACCCCUCGUCUAUACAUAUCCGACGGCGAUGGACCCGGAGAUGUCCGGCUACUUUGUGCCCGUGUACGACCAGCAGCGCGACCCGAACAUGGCCGGAGCGACGCUGUAUCCGACGGCGGCGUCGGCCCACGGCGCUACGGCGGGUGGGGCCUCAACAGUAUUACCGAUUGCGUACGCACCGACGGCGGCGGCGGCGGCGGCAGCGGCCGCUUACGGUGGAGCUCCGCUGUACCAGAACCAUCCGGCCGGUACGCUCAUGUACUCGCCAGCGGACCAGUUUUCGGCGGCCGGAGCGUCACAGGCGGCGGCGGCGGCCGCAGCAGCAGCAGCGGCUGCAGCACCGUUGCAGCAGUACCCGAUUGGGUAUCCGAUCGGGAUUGGGUACCCGUUCAACAAUGCAGCUUACCAAAACUACUGGAAUCAGCCAAUCACGUACUACGUUCCUCAGACGCCGGUCCCAUCAGCGGGCAGCACCCCGUUGCUGAUGCCUCCACCGGUGUCCCAAACACCAACCAACGGCGCCGGUAUGAUGGCCACGUCCGCUCCAACGCCAAUCUCCAAUGCUGGCAAACGGAACACGACUCCUCCGGGUCAUCACGGCGGUCACAACAAUAGUCACCAUCACCAUCAUCAACCGCAACAACAGCACCAGCACCAACAUCCGCAAUCGCAAAGCCAGAGCGCCUCGGUAACGCCGGUUCCAAUUUCUCCGUUCACGACCAACAUCCCGAUGCAACUGCCGGAUCGAAUGGCGGGUGGUGGCCCGGUCUACGCCAUCCCACAGCCCAUCUACUCGAAUAUGCUUCCAUUUGCCGCGACAGGCCCGAUGACUCCCCACCACCAUCCUCACCACCAUCCUGGCCAUGGCCAUCCGGCGUCGGCCAACUCGGUACUUCCCACUGCCACCACCACAACCAGCACCGGUUAUCAUCCGCAGGGCGGCAAUUCGGACUCACUUCCGUCGAGCAACGGGUCCGCGAGCAAUAGCUACUCGAAUCAGCCGCAGCAGCAACAGCCGCCGACUUCGGCCACUCCGCAGUCUACGCCAAGCACUCCGUUACCGUUGGCGAUGCCUCCACACGGGGCCGCGGCCAAGAAUCCUCCCCUUUUCGCGACUCCUCCAAUUCUUCCUAAUGGUUACGCGCCCCAAAUGGGCGGCUCAGCCGGAAGUGGUGCUGCUGGACAUCACCACUACGGCGGCCACAACAGCUACGAGGAUCGCAAGGGAAGUGGUGGUUCCUCGUCCGGAGGAGGUGGCUACCAGGGCAAACGGUCCAACAGUGGCAACUACUUUAGCUACGGCAACUCAAACAACAACAGCCGCCAAAUGACCCCAAACGGAGGCUAUCAGGGUGGUCCCAAGAAUCCGAACUACGCCGGUGGCAACAAUAGCAACAACAACAACAACAACAACAAUACAGGGAACAAUCAGAAUACAAACGGUCCGUUGAUGUUGGGCCAACCGCCGAACAAGCCGCGGGCGGCCGACGGUCAAACGGGUGUCUCCAAGCCGCCACUGAUACCAACAUUACCAAACAGUACCCCAAACAGCAGCGGAAAUGGCGCGGGCAACGGCACAAACACCGACAAAUCACGCAUCAACCGGUCCUCGAAGCCACCAAACCUAGACCUGAAGCGGAACUUUAACAAUUACAACGUCAACAGUAGAAACACCCCGAGCACAAACUCAACGGAGAGCAACAAUUCCCCCAACAGUAUUACGUCGUCGUCGGUGCACGAGCAGCACCAGCCGCACCACCACCACGUGUCCCAGCACCAUCCGACCCACGGAGGUCACCACGCGUACUCGUACCCGCAGGGAGGAGGAGGAGGAGGAGGCCCCGGUCAAUCCCAGCCACCGUACUACUCUCAUCACCACGGCCAGCGGGGAGGCAGCGUGGGAAGUAACAACGGUGGUGGUGGUGGUGGUAGUGGCGGAGGCGGUGGAAACGGUUCCGGAAACCAAACGGCCGCGUCCAUUCAGUCGGCGGCGGCGGCGGCUAUUACUGCUGCGGCCUGUGCCGCCACGAUCGAUCCGUACCAUCAUGCGGCGGCGGCGGCUGCUGCGUCGCAGUUGAUUCCGCUGAAUGCUGCGGCGGCCGCCGGGAUGUCGUACGUCAAGAUCGGGCAGACGUACUACACGCAUCCCUCUCUGGCGUUGCCGCCGAGCCGGCGCUCGCCCCCGAACGAUAUUCGUCCAAUCGCUGGGGUUUACCCGACCGUGAACAUGGUGAUGCCCACAUCCCGCCAGUUUACGCCCCGGCCCCAGCACAGUGGCAGUUUCAACAAGGGCAGCAAGGCGCCACGAUAGACGACAGACUCUCUCACGCUCCCCUAGUGCUUGAUAUAUGUGUGUGUUUAAUGUACGGUAGUGGCAAAAAAAAACAACAAAAAAAGAACUUUUAAGAAAUUAAAAAAAAGAAGUUAAAAAAACACGACCUACCAUGAGGAUAAUAAUUAUAAAAAACAACGCAACCAAAAAAAAAAAAAAUCUAGUGGCAAGCACUAUUUAAACUCGCUAAUCGCCUGAGAGAUUAGAGUCACUCAAAUACACACACUUACACAGACACUGUUGUAAUGCAAACUUUCUACAUACAUACUCCCAAAAAAACAAUGUAGUGUGCGAAGGAAUUUCUAGAAAACCUUCCUUAAAAAAACAAACAACAACAAUACAAACAAACAGAGACACAACCACACGGACACACAAACAAACACACUAAAAGAACCAGUGAGAUCGUUUUAAAAAAUCAAGCAACAACAUCAGCCGAAACUUUCCUACUCAUAACAAAAAAAAAAAGAAAGAAAGAUUGAGCAAGUCAUGUUACACUGCGCGAAAGUUGGCACAGGAACGAUCACCCCCGUGGAGAAAAUGCCAUUUAUUUUAUUAUCGAUUAAAAAUCAUUACAAUAUUAUACACAUUAUUACAAUAAUAAUAAUUAUUACAUUGAUUGCAGUGAAGCAAAACAACUCUAGAGAGAGAUAUGAUAACAAACAAAACAAAAAAUCACACAAACAGUUGAUAACUGAUACGAGAAAAAAAAGAAGGGAAAGCUAAAAAGAGCAAACAACACAUAAGCAAAGAAAAACAACCAUAGAGUGAAAUAAGGGCAAAUGCAAAACAAAAAAAAACAAUGUAGGAAACGCUCUUACCAGUGAUUCAAUCAACGCUAUGCGAAUUAUUUAUAAAAUAAUAAUUUUAAAACACGCAGGACGGUGAGAAGAGCGCGCGCGAAAUGAAGAAGAAUUCCUGAAACAGUGAUCAACAAACAAGAAAGAUGCUUACGGAGGGAUGUUAAAUCCAAGUGAAAACUGCCGCCCACUUCGAAAAUGAGCUGUUCACGGUAGAGGUCCCAUGCGGAGCCAAGCCAUGCCAUUUAGCGAGUAACAAUUACCCCAAAAUGUUAGGCGAAGCGCAGGAAACGAAAAAAAAACAAAGCAAAAGAAAAAAAACAUCCUAGUUUACCACUACUACUAUAAAUUAUAUUAACUCAAAAUCUAAAUGCGGAAGGAAGGAGCAGGAAGCGGGAAGGGUGGUGAAAGGGAAGUGAGACAAAACAAACGAAAAAAAGGAGAAAACCAAACCAUAGCUCGUAUUACCAAAAUAGAGAAAACUUAUAUCGUAACAGAAACAAAAAAAGAAGCAUCAUUAUUAGUAGCGGAACAAAUCCUGAUCAAGCCGUGUUUACAAAUUUAUAUGAAAAUUUAUUUAUAUAAUAAAGUGCAGAAGAAAAGAACAAAAGCGCAGACUUAACCAGUGAAAACAAGUAGGACAAACUAACAAUUAUUUAUUCGUAACAAACCAAACAAGAAAGCAAAACAUGAACUAUGUGCGAAGCGAAAAAUAAACACUCAACCAAACUUAAUAAAACAUUGUUAAAAACACUAACUCGUAAAGCGAUAUUUUCAAGAAUUUUAGUCAAAGCAAACCAAACUAAACCAAACAUCAGCAUCUCUUCCUUUCUAUCGGUGAUAUAACGAAAAAAAAAGAGAAAAACUGGAAACAGCAGCAAAUACAAAACUCUAACUCUUACUUACACUUACACACAGCAAACAAAA